Daldinia caldariorum is the source of this 5635-nucleotide messenger RNA. RefSeq lists its product as uncharacterized. Lineage: Eukaryota; Fungi; Ascomycota; Sordariomycetes; Xylariales; Hypoxylaceae. The record is from RefSeq and is a predicted model, not a curated record. The transcript is spliced from 3 exons. Bases 387 to 5600 code for a protein of 1737 amino acids.
GCUGCGACGUAAUUAGCCAAUUGUCCUUGUUAUUGGCAUUGGCCAUAUCUUCGGGUUUUGUAUGGUCGUUGUGUAGAACAGACCACUUACCACUGGUUAAUCAUUUAUUAACCUUCAUAUUCCACUUAGAUCUCUCGGUAUCUUGUUUGUUUUCGCCUCCUAUAUUUCAGCCAAUGCGUUCGCAAAACGUCGGCUCUUAUUAGUCGCGGAUCCCCUGUCCGCAUCCUGCUUUCUCCUCGACCUCGAUUGUUUACCGUUCACCGCUUGACCAGUAGCCAGGGUAAACAAGACAGCUAGAAGAGGAUUGGCUCGAGGAGGAAGCGGCCACUCAAUCAGAGUCGAGACCGCGCAUGCUUUGACAACUGGUCGCAUUCUCAGGCAGCAAAAUGGGAGUGAGUGUAGACACCAGCAGUAUUCCCCCGUUACCUGCCCCGACCGAGACCGAAUCCCUUACCACACCUACCGAACUUGCACCAUCCGAUGUUUCCAAACCUGCCGACGACGACAAGUCGCACUAUUCACUCCCCGACGACGGAACACCAGUAACUAUCAAGACCCGUGGCCAUAAGCCAAAUCGCUCUCAAACCUCGCUGCUCAUUGAGUAUUUCGAAGGCGGUAAAACUAGUAGUACCGUCGGCUCUACUCUUUCCGAUCGCAGGCCGAGCGUCCGUGUCCGUUUAACUCCCUCCAAGACUCGAGGAAGGAACGACCAUAUUCAGAUCACUGAGACUAUGAGUACGAGAAAGAGGUCGGUGUCGAGAAAACCAACCACAAGCUCGAAUAUUACUCGGAGCGAGCUAGACAUAAUGACGGACCCUGAAGAAGUAAGGAGCAUGCACUCUUACGCAUCAGCAACUGAAGAGUCUAAUGUCUCUCGGAACCCGAUUGAGGUUGAGAUAGAACCGAGAAGCACUCAUCAUCGGCGACGAAAGGUAUCGAGCCCGCUCAUUCCUGCUGCUGAUAGCAAGGUCUCGUAUCCUCCACCGAACAUGUCCGAUAUCUCAGUCAUUCCCUCCGAUAGUUUUCUAGACGGUAAUUCGGGCGGUAACUCGGGUGGUAAUUCGCUUACGCUCAAUGACAAGCGUGCAAAGAGUCCGCUUAGGAGUGAACCUGCCCCUAGCGAAAAGUCCCAUCGUAAGGUUAGGAGCGCUAGUCAUGAUAGGAGUGUCAUGCAAAAAGCAGUUGAGAAAGCAAGCAAGCCUGAGCGAAGACACAAGUCGAAGAGCAGAACAGGCAGCUCCGGCGACAAAGAAAACGAGAGACGGAGGUCAAAGGGGAGUAAUAAGGAAUCCGUGGUCUCAGUUGCUGACUCGAGCAUCCUCUCAUCGCAAAUGGCCCCAAGCCACCGUUCUUACAAUACACAUUCCUCUUCAAAGGUAUCAAUUAAUAAUCCGAAACUUCUUGAGACAGUCGAGGAUGCCAUCCGACGUCUCAUUCUCCCCGAGUUAGAUGCCAUUAAGAGAGAACGAAGCCAACGAGACUCUCGAAGACCAAAAGACCGGGAAUCGCUCUCGAGUCUGACAUCGGUAUCUCGUGAGGAGAUCUCUGUUCCCAACAAGAGAAGGUCUGCGGAUACAUCCCAAUCGGCAAAGGCGAAGGAAAAGCGCGACAGAGAAGCGAGAAACGAUUUAUCACCUCAAAGCAGCGUUGAGGAAUCGAUUCUAGAUGAUAUCCCAGAUGAAGAACUUACACCGCGUCGCGACCAUGAUAAGCUUACGGAUGCGGCCUUGGACGCCGCAGUUACUGGUGCCGCACUACGGUCCAGAGGUGACGAAAAGAGACAACGGAGGAGGAGACGAGCAGAAACGCCAAAGCACGACGUUGACGAGAGAUAUGUGGAAGGGUAUGAAGAAGCAGAUCACAAGGUAGUACCACCCAUGCCUCUUCAGAGCGAAAUAAAUCCAUCCGACAUGACGCGAACUUCAAUCCUAUCCGCGGAGUCAGACAGGCCUCACUCCGCCAGUGAGGAGAUGACCCCAGUAAGAGAGGCCACAAGAGGUAUUGCUUCAAUCGAUCCUGCCCAAGAAACUCCGUCGCCGUCAAGAUCUCCUCUUCAUACCAUUCAAGGUCUGGGUACACAACACUCCAAUGUUUCUCAUGGCGAUCUCAAAGCUCUUCCUCGUAAAGGCAAUAACGAGUACCAGGAGGAGUAUAAGCAUGACGAAUAUGAUGGCCAAUAUGAUGAUGAAUAUGAUGAACCGAGCCAACUUUCUGAGCCUGGGUUGUAUGAGGACGACCCUUCUAUGCACUCCUUCUAUGGGUCACAGGAUGUUCCGGCCCCUCUACGUUAUGUUCCAUACCAGCAAGAACGACGUGGAUUAAGCCCUAUUCAGAGCGUAUCGGGGUUCACAGAAGGUGAAAGCGAUGUACAUGGACCCCGCGAUGCAAGGACCAUAAAUACUACGAGCGAGCUCUCGUCUCCUGAGAAGUCACCCUACGACCGUGAUCUUCAUUCGCCCAGUUCGGUCCCUAGCAAUUUACGAGGCCGCGAAUUCGUCGAUGAAGCCAGUAGUUUGAUGAGUUCCGGUUUGGGCUAUAAUAAUCCCACAUACACCGAGGAUAGUGAACUGGACCGAGUGACUUCGGGACAGGCGGUUCAUGCUGUCGGAGGAAACGUGGAGAUGGUACACCAGAACUUCCCCCCUGAGUCUGCCGUAGCGUCACUAGUCGAGGGUUCGCAACUAGAUCCUUCCCUCCUAAGCGGAUCUACGGGGUUUAGACAAGAUUAUCGCGACUCCCAGCUUUCUUAUAAUGAAGUCACGAGGGCAAGAGGAAUAAGCCCUACGAAACGUGCGACGGAAAGCCGCCGCGAAGCAGUUGAGCAACAACAUGACCAAUCACCGAGUGCGUCCCAAGGGCAUGACCCUUCGAGUGGUUCUAGGGAAUUUGUAGAAUAUGACCUCAACGAAUACGGUCAAAAGGUUCCUCGAUCUACCUACCGCAAUUCUCCUACCGCUUCCGAAAGUGCCAUUACGAGCGGUGCACUUCAGCGAGCUCUAGCACUUAAGCAACAGAACGAAAGCCAACAAACCCCGGCCCAAAACAAGGAGCCUACCAGCAAGGUUAAUGCGCAAAACCAAUCCUUCAAGGAACGUGCCAAAGAUGGUUAUCGUCCUGAUGCUACCCCUCGUCACAGCAUCGAUCGUCUUUCGGAUUAUAAUCAGCCAGAGAUGGGAGCUAGUGGCAUUCCAGACUCUGACAAUCCCAUGCCGGAGAUUGGAUAUGGUGGCGACGAGGUUUCUAUCAUAGAUGGGCCACUUGGUGGAUCCCAGGAUGGAACUAGAGAGAAUUGGCCUGAACAAUCAACGCCGGCACACGAGAGAUCAUACGCCUACGAUCGUGCUGUGACGCCGAAGGCACCAGCUACAUUGCAUAGCCGGCAACCUAGCCAGGACCAGGACGACGAGUGGCAGAGGACGUCUUGUGAACGUAAACGAGACACUUUAGUCACAAAUCCUUAUGAGGGAGCUAGUCCGAUUGCCAAUCUCCCUGGCCUGGAUGGCAACCUGCUUAGCGCAUCUGGCUUUGGAGCAGAUGCUUACCGAAGUGGUUUUCACACGGGCAGUCCCGGAAUCCCUGGCGGUGAUGAGGGCUACAUUUCUGCCGCGCCGAACGAUGUUCGUGACGUACCGAACAUGCAGGGUAAGGAUAUGGGAUUAUUGAAUGGAGAAUCUGAUGACCCAUUUUACGCGCCAAAAGACACAAGGCAGCUCGCCGGCCUAUCCCAAGCAAUGAGCACACCACUCUACGAUCCUUCUACCGGAACUGGAAUUGACAGGAUCCAAUCUAAGGAUAUUAUUGCUUUGAUGGAACACCUUAUGGUUCGCGAUGCGCAACGAAGUGCGCGGGAUACUGAGAUACUUGUAACCCUCGUUCGGUCAGCGGCCGAAAUGAGAAACUCUUUCGAAGACCUCAAGAGGAUGCUGGUAGAUAACGCGGAUAGAGUCGUUGAUGAGGUAAAGGAAGACACCGAAAAGACAGUCAAACGCCACAUAGGCGGACCCCGACCUUUCCCAGGCAGCAGUGCACGAUCAAUCCAAGGAGGUUCUCAAGCUGGCACAGAGGACGUGGCCGCUAAGAAGCGCAAUAUUCUUCGACGCGCACUUCAAGGCCUCAGUUCAAAGGGUGCCAAUGAUUUGACUAGGAUUGAGGAUUUACUCAACCAGCUACUUGACGACGUAAACGUCCUUAAGCACCAAACUGCCGGACCCGUAGGCACAAGCACGCGAGCUCAGUCAAUUGAUGGCAUUCAACCAGAUGUCCAAUAUGAGCAAGAUCGAGGUUACGAGCCUGAAGGCCAUGCUGGAACCUCAACAGCCAGUCACGCAAGCCAGUCAGGACACCUUUCGAUACCCCAGUCUCGCGGAAAUAGCAACAAAUUAGCUGGCGAGCGAAAAUUCUCCGACCACCGUAUCAGUACGGUACCGGAAGAUGAGGGUGAAUAUAAUGACCAUUCUAUGCCGCCGCCCAGCCAAUACGAGAUGCACGGUGGAAUACUCUCGCCUAGCUCCGAAAGGUCCAGAGGUGGUUCAGUACCUCUUGGAACACCACCUCAAACCACAUCUCAGGCGCAGAAUUAUUCGAUGAGCAAUGAGAACACACCUCGGACGGAAGAAAGUAAGAAGCAUAAAUCCCGGGGCUCGUCCAGUCUCUUUCCCAAAAUCUCAAGAUGGUCUGAAACGACGACAUCAAGCAUUGGAAGAGUAUUCCGAGGUAGUGGCGCUUCCAAGAAGCACGACCCCCCGGAGGACUUCCUCCGACACCCACCAUCUCGAUCCGGCUCAGAUUUGGUUAAUUAUGACCAAUUCCAAAGUCAGCCCGCAUAUGAAGGGGACAAGUUACACUCGGGCUUUUCGGAACAAGAUAUUCGUUCACCACUUGUAGGUGAUAAUCUGCCUACCACGACCGAUAUGCAGCAACCUCGACUGGCUGUUUAUGCUCAAGCCGAGCCUGUUUCCUACUCUAGUCCAGAGGACCCUAAAUAUAAGGUGCACCGCAACUCCCUGAACUUACAACACCCGCAGCCGCGGCAAGGACAGACCGAGCGGUUUAGAACAGCGUUGGAGACCUCGGCACAAGAUUAUGAUAACGCGAUGUCUCCGGGGUCGGGUGACUGGGCUGGCUCAGCUCCGUCCCUACAUAGGUUUCCUAUCCAUAACACCAAUCGGUAUAGCGACAACAGCGCAAUGAAUUCCGGUCACGGAGAUGACUAUAAUUGGCAGCAAGAGAUGCCAUCGCCUAGUCCUCUAGGGCCACCGCGACCUCCCAAGGAGCCAUUGGAUAACUCAUCACCAGUCCAACAUGAAAGGGUGAACAAACUACAGAAGCAGGGCAGCCCUCUGCCGUUCCACAGCGUUGAAAGUGGCUAUGGCACAGCUACAGCGACGCACGCUGGAAGUUAUCACUCUAGCAGCCCAAAGCCAGAGAAUAAGAACCUAAGCGGAGCUCUAGGGGUUCCUUCUCGAAGACCCAGCGGACCCAGGGCUAUGACCCCUAGUCGAGGUAGCGAAGAGGCAGAGGAAAGGAGACGCAAGCGAGAUACAUUCGGCACGAUUGCCAGCCCCUCGAGCGUUGUCAGUCAAGAGUCUGAAACGUUUUAACGAGAAAGUAUCAUAAUAUUUUUGAUAUGGCAAUA